Perca flavescens (yellow perch) is the source of this 3932-nucleotide messenger RNA. It is a transcript of the gene trip10b, whose product is annotated as thyroid hormone receptor interactor 10b. Lineage: Eukaryota; Metazoa; Chordata; Actinopteri; Perciformes; Percidae. Bases 285 to 1796 code for a protein of 503 amino acids. The transcript is spliced from 14 exons. The record is from RefSeq and is a predicted model, not a curated record. Gene Ontology annotation, molecular function: protein binding. Gene Ontology annotation, biological process: signal transduction.
CUUGUUUCAGGAAAAGCGCCUGAACAUAUUUUCUCUCUCGCUAGCUGAACGAGACAGGACGGCCGCGUCAGUGCCAAGGAGAAGGCGUAGACUUCCUCCAAACAUUUCCUCCGCCAUCUCCGCUCUCGAGACUCAACGUUUGGUGGAAUCUUUGUCACGAGAGGAAAGAGGGUUUUAUUAUUUUUUUUUUACCUGCUAUUUCUUUCACCAAAAACCACCUGGUUGUGCCUUUCCUUGAGAGGGAUUCCAGCUUUUCCUCAAACAUCUGAACUUGUUUUGCAGACAUGGACUGGGGAACAGAUCUUUGGGACCAGUACGAUCACAUCGAAAAGCAUACGCAGUGUGGUCACGACCUCGUGGAUCGUUACAUUAAGUUUGUGAGGGAACGGACAGAAAUAGAGCAGAACUAUGCCAAACAACUCAGGAGUCUAUCAAGGAAAUAUGCCAAACGAGGGAGCAAGGAAGAGCAAGACUGCAAAUUCAGCAAUCACGCAUCACUUCAGGAGAUCCUGAACGAGCUGAACGAUUACGCCGGCCAACGGGAGCUCAUAGCUGAAAACAUGAUGACCGGCAUCUGUGUGGAACUCACCAAGUACCUUCAAGAUCUAAAACUGGAACGCAAAACACACCUGUCUGAUGCCAAGAAGGCCCAGCAGAAUUUAGAGCUCAGCUUAAAAAACCUAGAAAGUAGUAAGAAGCGCUUUGCCAAGGAGUGGGCGGAGGCUGAAAAAGCCACACAACAAGCAGAUAAAAUAGAGAACGACCUUAAUGCCACCAGGCUUGAUGUAGAUAAAGCCAAGCAACAUGCCCAUGCCCGGACACACGCAGCGGAGGAGUGCAGGAACGACUAUGCCGCACAGCUCCAGAAAUACAACAAGGAACAAAACUUCUUCUACUACUCAGAGAUACCGCAGAUCUUCAACAAAAUGCAGGACAUGGAUGAGCGGAGGAUUCGGCGGCUGGCGGAGGGAUACUGCCAGUUUGCAGACAUCGAGAAAAAGGUGCUGCCCAUCAUCACCAAGUGUUUAGACGGAAUUUCUACGGCAGGGAAGAAAAUUAAUGAGAAACAGGACUCGAUACUGUUCAUAGAGCAGCACAAGUCUGGUUUUGAGCGACCUGCAGAUGUUGAGUUUGAAGACUACAUCCAAGGAAUCAAACCAGCAACCUCUGACUCCAGUCUCAACCCACCUAAAGCUCGUGCCAAGCUCUGGCCUUUCAGCAAGAAGACCAAGGCACAUGCUGCAGAAGAUUUCUCUCACCUUCCUCCAGAGCAGAGGAAGAAGAAGCUACAGGCGAAGAUUGACGACAUCACCAAAGAGCUGCAGAAGACACAGGACCAAAGUGACGCACUGGAGAAGAUGAAGGGUGUGUACGAGAAGAAUCCACAGAUGGGAGACCCCUCCAGCCUGGAGCCUCAGAUCUCAGAAACUGCCCAGAACAUUGGCCGCCUGAGGGGGGAGCUCGCCAAAUAUGAGACAUGGCUGGCAGAAGCAGUGGGAAGAGAGGAGACUUCCAAUGCCAUCAACAACAAUUCUCAAUAUUGUGUUGUAGCAGCUGAACAGCAUCCGAACAUCUACACAGAGUUCGAGGACGAGUUUGACGACGUAGAAACUCCUGUCGGCCAGUGCACGGCUCUGUACACCUUCGAAGGCAACAGUGAGGGCACCGUUUCCAUUACGGAGGGAGAGAUGUUGACUAUAAUGGAGGAGGAUAAAGGAGAUGGAUGGAUGAGAGUCCUUAGAGCCAGUGGAGAAGAGGGCUAUAUACCUUCAUCCUAUGUCAAACUUGCCCCAUAACACACACACACACACACACACACACAGAGCUUGUGAUGGGAAAUAAGUAAAGAGCCAAAGGUUAAAACAAAGUCAUCCACGAUAACUGGAGCUGUUCUCUACAUCUUUUAUCUCAGCCAGUGACGUUUAUAGUGAGAUGAAAGCGAGUGAUUAGAAAGCUCCUUAUCAAUGAUUGCAAUAUCAUACAGUCCCUGUCUCUGUGGCAGGAGAGGCUUUCUCUAAACGCAGACUAUCUGAUCUUUAUAGAUUUAAGCUUUUAAAAAACUUUUGAAUGUAUAUCUGAACUUUUUUGUCACAGCGUUAAGUGACGACUUGUGUAACAUAUUCAGCAUAAUAGUAGCCUAAAAGCUGCAUGUCUUUAUAUCCACUCACUUGACUUUCCCACUGUCAUCUCUGAUAACCUGCUGAACUUCUUCUUUUUGUAACACCAGCCCUCAUCUAAAACUUCUUGCCUGAUAGGAUAAUGUGAUUUUUUUUUUCUUCUUGUCAUAGUGAUGUUAUGUUUUUUUGACUUAUAACUGGAUGAAAACCACUGCUCUAUAGGGAGUGCACACAUUCCAAUAUCUCUCAAUGGACUGUCAUGGUAAAGGGUUCACAUUUUUAAAUCUUUGAGUAGAUCUUACAACAAUAGUGAGGUGCCCAUAUGAAUAUUGAAAUAGGUUUUGCUUGCUGUGACCAUUCCUCUUGUUCAUACAGGCCCUGAAGAGAUCCCUUCCUAAUGUGCUUCUAAUGUAAGUGAUUGGGGGGGGGCACAGUCUGAGUUAGACUAAUCAAGUGGGUAUCUUCCAAAUACAAUUUUAUACUAAAAAGAGUAACAAUGGAAGACUGCCUCAUAUUGGCUUCAAAUAAACAUUGGAAUUAACAACAAAUACACACAAAAACAAGGGCUGUGGAUUAUCGUCCCUUAUCACUUAAAUUGGAGGCACUUUAGGAAAGCAUGUUUUAACGCCCAGUAUGAAGGAAGGAAGAAUAGUUACAGCAAGCAAAAACUGCUUCAGUGUAUAUACUGUAUGGGCAUGUUUUGUUUCAAGAAGAAAAGAAGAAAAAAAAAGUGAAACUAAUCUUUUACCUCCAUGUGAUAUGUUACAGUGUGUCUACUAAAGGGAGACUUGCAAGGAUACUUGCUUUGCAAUGUUUUUGUAAAUGUAAGACAUGGUGGGUGAAAAAGCACAGUGGCAAUAACGUUCAAAGUUAAAGACAGGAUUAAUUCCCGGCUUAAAUACCAGGUAAACUGCCUGCGUUUAUAGGUUGCUGCUUCCGAGAUCAUCACAUAGCACUGACAACAACAAAUUAACAAUAUGUGCAACUCAAAAGUGGAUAACGAGCAAUAAUUAAGUCCUUGUCUUCAUUUUUCAACUUUAACUUUGCACAGAAAGUUUUUUCUUUGACGGUUUAUUAUGUAUACUUAUAUACUGGUUUUACAUGGUUUAACCACCUGUUUUCAUAUUUUGAGCCUCCAGAUUAUCACUCUUAUUGGCCUUCUCAAAUUCUCUGAAACAAUGGACAUGUUAGAAAACGUGUCAUUGUUCUGAAUUGAAAUCCAGAUGACCAGUUCAACCAAAUUUCAAAUGAAUUAAUGACACCAGGGUCGAUUUCUAAGGAAGAAAAUAGGCACCUUUAAAAUCUGAUAGGAGUGUUUAAAGACGCACUCCAGACGUGUUUUAUGACAUGAAAAUACUUUUGCUUUAAGCAAUUUGUCUGAUAUGGUCAAUUAACUCUAAAAAUAUUUAAAUUACUUUUACUCCUAUCUCUAAUCUGUGAAUAUGAAUAUUUUUUCAUUACAAACGUUGGACACAAGUUUCUUCCUACUUCACUGAAAAGUUCACUUUUUUAGUGACUGUGCAUUUGAGGUUUCAAGUUUCCACAUCACACUAAUUGAACGUUCGUUUGAACACGCUUGGAACUUGCAUUGAAGGCGAGUGCAGAGAAACUUUCCUCCUUCAGCAGAAAAUCAAACUUCUAGUUUCAAACUGCACAAUCAUAACUCUUUAAAAAUCUAAUUCUCAUUGAGCCACAUACUGUUAACCUAUCCUUUUUCUCUACCACUUUAAGGGGUAUAAUUGUAUGAUACGUUUUUAAAAAGAAAAUGUAUGUAUUUACGUGUAUUGUUUGAGUCAUAAAGUGAAAUCGUGAAAA